This is a messenger RNA of Dendrobium catenatum, 630 nucleotides long. Its product is annotated as mRNA turnover protein 4 homolog. The coding region runs from base 133 to 555 and encodes 140 amino acids. Gene Ontology annotation, biological process: rRNA processing; nuclear-transcribed mRNA catabolic process; ribosomal large subunit biogenesis. Lineage: Eukaryota; Viridiplantae; Streptophyta; Magnoliopsida; Asparagales; Orchidaceae. The transcript has 5 exons. The record is from RefSeq and is a predicted model, not a curated record. Gene Ontology annotation, molecular function: RNA binding. Gene Ontology annotation, cellular component: nucleolus; preribosome, large subunit precursor.
CCACCAAGGGUUUAUUCAGCAUUGGCUUCGUCCUGCCAAAAAGCCCGAAACUCAGCCGAGAGGACGGCGGUUUGAGAGCUGCCGUGGCUCCGGCGAUCCCAUUGUAAACGAGUUAAUUCCUGCGCCGACAAGAUGCCUAAGUCAAAGCGCAACCGUCCUGUGACUCUUUCAAAAACCAAGAAGAAGGGGAGAGAACACAAGGAAGUAAUCGUGAAUUCCAUAAGACAAGCUCUGGAGGAUUAUAGCUACGCUUACGUCUUCAGCUUUGAGAAUAUGAGGAAUCAGAAGUUGAAGGAGCUCAGGGAACAGCUCAAGCCAAGUAGCAGAUUUUUUCUUGGAUCCAACAAAGUCAUGCAAGUUUCUUUGGGCCGCUCAGCAGCUGAUGAGGUUAAGCCUGGCAUUCACAAGCUUGCCAAGUUCCUCCAUGGUGAUUCUGGACUGUUUUUUACUAAGCUUCCAAAGGAGGAGGUUGAGAGGUUGUUUAAACAAUUUGAAGAGCAUGACUUUUCUAGGGCAGGCAGCAUUGCAACUGAAAAGGUUUUAUUUUAUGAUUAAUUUAGUUUCAAAUUGCUCUCUUUUUCAUUGGGAUUUGAUUUAGCAACUUUUUGCAAGUCAUGAUCUACAUAAUCC